Messenger RNA from Hydra vulgaris (swiftwater hydra), 579 nucleotides. RefSeq names its product putative nuclease HARBI1. The record is from RefSeq and is a predicted model, not a curated record. NCBI's taxonomy places the organism in Eukaryota, Metazoa, Cnidaria, Hydrozoa, Anthoathecata, Hydridae.
AUGAAACAGUUUGAAGAUAUGUCAAGUUUUCCUCUUGUUGUGGGUGCAGUUGAUGGAUGUCAUAUAAGAAUAAAAGCACCGAAAAAGAAUCCAGAGGAUUACAUUAAUUGCAAAGAUUUCCUAACAAGUAAUUUCUCAAGAAGCAUUGUAGGAAAAGAAAUAUCUCCUUUAAUUUUAGGGGAUUCUGCAUACUCUUUGGAAGAAUGGCUAAUGAAACCUUAUUCAGAUCGCGGGAAUCUUUCAAGGGAAGAAAAAAGUUUCAACUUUUCACUGAGUAGAUCUCGUGUAGUAGUGGAGAAUGCUUUUGGUAGGCUUAAAGGAAGAUUCCAAUGCAUUUCAAAACGCAUUGACACAUCUGUUGAAAAUACUGUUAAAAUAGUAAGUGCAUGCUGUAUUCUUCAUAAUUUUUGUGAAAUCAGCAAUCAAAGUUUCUCCGAAGAUUGGUUGUACAGUACCGAUGUUAACAUGGUUAAAAUAAGCAUUGGGAGAAAUGAUUAUGUUCGAAUUGAAGCAGAAGAAAUUCGGUCAGCAAUAAAACAACAUAUUUCAAGUUGUAUAAACCUUUUUGAUAGUAAUUGA